GGGGGCGGACGGGGGGCGGCGGUGUGGGAAGAGCGGGGCUGGCGGCUGCUGCCGCUGAGGUUAAACUGUGAAAAGCUCAGGACAACCGACCUUCAGCUGCCCUGAUGCUAUCAUCUGGGGUGGAACCUCUCCUUGAUUCUUCUGUGUCUGCUUUGACAAAGGAAUUGUACACUGGACUGCCAGAGGGCAUCUCCACUGAAUUUAUGGCUGUGUCGGAGCCUAAUGUUGGAUUAGAUGCAAAAUCGGAUGUGUUGACACCUGUGCUGGCACAAAGUGACAGUCAGUCAGCUGAGCAUCAUAGGACUUCUGGAGUAGAAAAGUUUUGUCAGAAGACGGAGGACUUGGCUGAAAGGCUGAAGGGGAUCCCGCAUGGGCCAGCAGAAUUGCUUACUGAAAAAUUACUAAAGGCUGCAGACCUUGAAGAGGAUGAAAAAAACAAAAAAAGAAACUUUAGGAUACUAGACUGCUCUGGUGAUGGAUACCAGAAAGAAAACAAAGAGGCACGAUGUGCUGAGGAGUGUCAUGCUGAGUGCUGUGCUCCAACUCCGGGGGAAAGUUGGUCAAAACAAGAGGACCCUCACUUAAACCAGCAUGAGGUGAAGUCUUUGAGAACUGGUUGCACUGAAAUAGCAGGAUCUCUGAAGAACAGAGAAGAAGACCAAGCAAAUGUUCAGGUGACAGCUGAAAGUCUGCCAAAGCUCACUGACGAAGUACAAGGUAUGAAGUCUGAUGGGACUAGGAUAUUUAGUAAAGCAGGAUACAGGAAUGACAGAGUGAGUAAAGGUCUUCCACCUGAGAGCAACGAAUGCCCAGAUGUAGACUCAGUCAUGGCCAGAGCUGGGGUUUUGGAAACCAGCAUGUUAGAUUUUUUAGAGCCUUUAAAAGUCCCAAAUGUUGAAUCAGCCACAGAUCAUACACAAGAAACAAAUGAAUAUAAUGGGUUGAAAGCCCUUAGUGCCAUGCCAUUGAGAACAGGGGGUAAUGUUGUAUCUCUUUCGGAGACUAGAGGAGAAAAAUUACCCAGACAAAAUCCUGUUAAUGAAUUGAGUACAUCACUUGCUAAUUGCCAGACUUGUCAGUGGGAUGAAGAAAACAAUGCUCGUGACUUCUGUACUGGUCCUGUACCUAAACAUAAUGAACUACAUAGAUUGUCAUCAGUAGAAAGCUGUAGAACACUCUCCACAAAAAGUUCUGAAGGCUUAUGUUCGGUUCUGAAAAGCAUCAGUUACCUGGACUUUAGAAACACACCACUAGAAAAUAGUACUGCAGCCCAUGGAAUUCUGAAUGAAACACCUGAAAAGCAUCUUCCCAAAAACACUGAAAGUCAGACUCAUUAUGAUCAUGGAACUGGGUUUGUAGAAAAUCGAACCUCUACAUCCAUACCAGUAGAGCAGAUCUUAGUGGUAAGGAGCGAAGGAUUAUCUAGCACUAAAAUUGAUCACAGGGAAGUAAGUGCUAGUAUAAGUAAAUCAUACAUCUCUGAAUUUGAAGAGGCUGCUGAAGUCCGGAGAAAAAUUGCAGUGGGAGAUAACGUUGAAGUUUGUAGCUGGCCUGAAGCUCAAGAGGGUGCUAAUUCUGAGCAUUGUCAUUCUUCAGUUUUUAGUUCUGUUGUUUCAUCACCCGAGGAGUUGUCAAAAGAAAAAUUUAAAAUGGUCCCAUCAGAAGGUGUUAAGUUGAAAAAGGACCAGUGGCAGUUCUCUGUCAGUGAUCUAUGCAAGGAUGAUGUAAAAGAAAACAGUCUAUUGAUGGAAACAGCCAACAUUGCUUCCCAUGAAAUUGGUCAGACAGACACACGUUUUUAUAAUACCUCCAGGAAAAUUUCUCCUCCCAGUACCCAUAGCUGUCUGGAUCUUAGUACCAAGCUAGAAAAAGAUUCAUCUGAGGCACAACUGCUUGAAAAGGAGUCUAAAAGUAAUACAUCAGAAGAGUUGGCUGGCAGUUUAGCUGAAACUACAGAAGCUAAUAGUAAUGAUAGUUUGUCCACUAGCAAAACUAAUUUGAUUUAUAUGCUAAAUGUAACUCUACCUCCUGUUGCACAAAACUCAAGAGAACUUCAUCAACACGAGUGUCCUCCUUGUACUGCUGCUGAGGUUUCAAACAGGGACAAGGGUUGGAAUAAUCUUUCUGGAAAAAAAUCAGUUGGUGCUUCUGGAAUAGCAGGGGAACAAGUUGCUGAAAUUGUGCUUCGUAAAGACAAAUUCAAGUCUUCAGUAAGUUCCAGGACUUUCGAUAAUCCUAAUAUGACAAGCAAAAUUUUCCAGAAGAACACGAAGUCUUCAGUGGGAGAGACAGAGAGUGUGGUCUCUGGUUUAGAAAGUGAACAUGGUGGCACGUGGAAUUGUAAUAAUCAAGACCAGUGUACAGCUGCCAGUACUUCCUGUGUUUUAUUAGGGAGUUCAUGUAUAGAUUAUGUUUUCCCAAACAGUCAUUCUUCUAACAUUGAGGUUGAUAAGAAGAUUGAAGAAAAUGAUGAUUUGGAAGGAGAAGUUUCAGGUGCAUAUAAUAGUAAAAAGUCAAUCAUCUGCCCAGAAGCCCGUUCCUCUUUGCUUUGUGGAUCUCUUCCUUGUGAAGAUGACUGGGGCAACAGAGGUGUAGAUCUGCAUGAGAUAAAUGACAUUUCCACAGCAAAAAACAUGUUUUGCUCAGCUUAUACUGCAGAGAAAUGUAUUGCUACCUCAGUAAGUGAUGAGAUUUCAAAUAAGAAUAUGGAGGUUGUGAAACAAUUUAAUAUUUGUGGAAUACCAGAUGGCAGUGAAAUUGAUUGUGACGGAGAUGAGGCAAAAGAACAUACCAGCAUGUGUGCUCUUCAGACAGAUGAAUUUGAUAAAAUAAGAACUGUGGAUUCUCCAAAGGCUCCUAAAGGCAAUUGGAGAAAUAAGGUGAGCGGCAAUCGGAGAAAUGAGUCUAGUGAACAGCUAUUAGGCAGAUAUUUGAACAAAAAAACCUGUGUUCAUAAUUCUGGAUUUUGCAGCUGUCCAUUAGGCCCAAAGAAGAGAGAGUUAGACACUUAUGAGAAGAAAGCAGUGUCAUCACUCACAGCUAAUCCCUCUGAGUUACGUAGCACUUUGAUCUGUGAUACAUGUCCAUUACUCAACAACAUGAAUAUUCAAGCACGACAUGCUAGCCAAACAGAAAAGAUCCUUUGUCCAAUGGAAGAUCAGUGUCUUGCAUGUCAGAGUGAGUUUGAUGGCCCAGAUCCAGGCAGCAAGCAACAUUUAGAAAGUUUAAACAACCAACCAAACACUGGCUUACAAACUACAGCUAGUUCUGUGGAAGAAACCAAAAUACCAAUUGGCUGCAGUCAAAGUGAAGAGAUGCUGUUAAAAACAAGUAAUGACCUGCCUCCAUUAGUUCGUAAAUAUGCACAACAAGACAGUUUUCCAGGAACUCUAAAAGGGAAUGUAAUGAAUUUGGACUCUUUCAGUUGUGUGAGAAAUGAAGACUGUUCAGGAUCAGGUUUCAUCGGUGAUCUAACUGAAGAGAAGGCAAUCAAAUUAAAAGAACAGGAGAAUGGAUGUGAAAGAGGAGAUAAAGGAAUUCUCAAAGAAAGCUUUUCUGAUAGCAAAUCACAUUGGGUACAGCAUGCUUGCUUUAUCAAAUGUGCAAAAGAGCAAGAAGAGCUAGAGCUUGCAGGGAACAAAAUGCAACAAUCUUUGCCAACGAAGUGGUUGGUGGAGGACCAGAAAAACAUAGUUAGUGCCCAAUUUUUGCCCUUCUCAUCAAUUCAUGGGAGUCUGUCAUGCAAGCCAGAAAAUAUGAAUGUGCUUUCAGAGACGGAAAACAAAAAAAGUCUGAGAAUAAAAUCUACCUUAAAUAACUCUUGCCCACAGUUAACAUUUGAGCCUGGUAAAGAAACUGAUGCUCAAAAGGGUAUUGGUCCAUCCCAUUUUGGAAAGUUGAUUGACAUCCAGGAUUCCUUCAAUGAGACUCAGGCGGAUUCAGAAACACCAUCAGCUCUGAACCUGGGAAUCUGUCAGCCUGAGAAAGAAAAGCUAUGUGUGUCAUCUGAGAAUACACAAAUAGAUAAUUGUGAUUCAUCUUCAGCCAAAGUUUUAAACAAAGAUUCUAAAGUGACAAAACCUCUUUCUGUAACAGUGUCUGUUAAGAGAAAAAACAGCAAUACUAAGAUUCCAUCUGCAGAGAAUGAAAUGGCAGCUAGCUUUUUGAAUGGUGCAAAAAGCUCAAGAGUUUGUGCACACAGCAAAGAAAGUCUGAGAGAUGAGGGGCAUAGCAUGGUAACUGUAAAAGACAUGGAUGUAACUGCAACAAAAAGUACUCACUGUGGAGAGAAGUUUAAGAACACAUAUGUGCAAGAGAAGAUGGGAAGAGAAGUAGCCCCUAGAAAAAAGUCACCUGUAGAUUCUUGUCUUGAUGGAGAAGAUUGUCAAUGGGCCUUGUUACAAGAUUCCAAAGAGUCUGGUAGCAAAAUUGACCCUCACAGUGCUGAGAAUUUUGGAAAUGUUUUGGAAAAAAUCACAAGAUCUAAUUUAUAUAAUCUUUCAAAAGAAAGAAAACAUGAUACAAAGCUCACAAACUUAGCGGGUACCAGUCUACUUUCAGAAACUGUGCAUGAUGGUCAAGCUGAAGGUGUGUCUGAUGCAGAAACCUCACCAGAAUUGCAGUAUAAUACAACACCCACAUUUUAUCCACAUACGAGAAUACUAUCAAACAGUUGCAAAGAACCAUUCCCAAACUGUGUGGUUUGCAGUGAAGUAUGUGUGCCUUACAAAUUAAAUGCACAGAGUCAAGAAAAUGUAAAGGAGAUUACAGAAGGCCAGGACACUAUACAGACUCAUUCAGUUUGCAAGGCAAAUGUGGCUUUAUCUUCAGAGAGACUUGACCAAAUAGAGACAUGUCAGGUACUUAAGCGAAAGAAGGAGUAUGAGAAGAUGGAAGUACAUCUGUCAGACAAGGCACAGCAGGAACAGAAGUCAGAAUAUCAAGGGAAAGCAAAAAUCACACUGCAACCAAGUAUGUUGCACAGUUUUGAACUCAUAUGCAGCUCUUCAAAUGAAUUGGUGACAUCAAGAAAUAAGGAGUUUGAAGGUCCUUCAGAGGACAUGUUUGCUGUCAAAAGCAGUGAAAAUAAACUAUGUAGCACUUUACAAGAGGUUAGAAGGCCAAAGAUUACCACAGAUAUUAUUAGUUCACAGUUUUUGAAGACUCGGGAUUCAGAAAUGGAAAACCUGAACCUUAAUUUAGGGUAUGUUGGAAGCCCUGGUGCCUUUGGAACUUUAAAUAAACUAAGAGGAUCUCUUCCACUAAAAAGACAGCCUGCAAGGGCAUGCAAGAAAGUUUCCACAUCAUAUCAGCUAAAAACCGUAAGAAAAAAAAAUAGUUCACUUUUUUUUGAGGUUCCCCCAGAAAUAUUGCCUAAGCAGGAAAACACACUUCUCAAAUCUUUGUACGUACCUUGUAAAUCAUCGACAAUGGAAAUGGAAACAGCCAUGAGAUUCAUGCAUAUGCCGAGGCAGAGGGCCGAGAGGUGCAGUUUGUUGAACAGCUUGAAAUUUAGAAAAUGUACCAAAGAACCAGCAUUGUUGAGCAAGCUGUCUGCAAUGGCUAGCAAACUCCUGGCACCUGCCAAAAGCAUCCAUAACUUAGAACCUCUGCCAUAUUCUUCUGAAAUUCUUCCAGCGAGUGAGAGGUACAGCCAACGUAGAUCUAAAAAUCUAUUGGAAGCCUUUUCUUGCAUUAACAGGAACUUACAAUCAUGCUGGGCUGACAGUUGGUGCACCAAGAUGUUCAGCUUUCAGUCUUUGGCACUUUAUCCUGUAGAAUCUACCAAAAUACUUUCUUCAGGCUUGAGCCACAAGCCUCCAACGUCUUUCUUGGAUACCCCAGUUUUCCCAAUUUCUGUUCACAUAAAAUUGGAAUCCAGUCCUGUGACAGACCUCACAGGGAUUAUAUCCCAGCACUCUGUACCUCACAAACUAGUUUUGCGAGAAAUGCCAGCACCACCUUCAAAAUUGACUUUCUCUUUUCUCCUGUCUCAGAGCUGUUCAAAUACAAGAGCUUUUAAGGAAGAUUCCAGUCUAAAUAAUGAGUUGCAUUCUCUCUCUGUAACAACUCCAAGGGCUGUUGCCCUUCAUCCUGACCAUGGAAGAAAUGCCAUAGCUGAAAGAAGAGGAGCUUGCUCCAUGCUUGGCCUUCACACAGUGUUAGCACUUUCUUCCCCUGGAUGUUACAGGAUUUGGACAAGAAAAAGAAACUUAAGCAGCCAUAUUCCUACCAUCCAGAGACUAUUUAUAUCACAAUUCACACAGGGUUUGAAAGGGGCAAGGUAUCCAACUUCUGUAUCAGAUGACCUCGUCUCUUCCUUGCCAUACUCAUUGGGCAGGGUACUAUCCAUAUGGAGUCAGCAUGGUCCUUCUGCCUGUCUCUCCGAAAUCACUCCUCUCCAUUCCAAUCACUGCAAGUGGCAGCCAGGCGUGGGCAUCGAGAACAGUUAUGCCAUGUUACCGCACUUACCUAUACAGAGUAUGGAAGCACUACAGACUGCAGGUCAUGAGAUAUGUCUGGAAGCUUCAUUCCCUCUUCCGUUACCAAAGUCCUGCUCACUUCCAGAAUCAUUGCCGUCUCCCCCCAGGCUUUCAGCAUCUGAGCUCCAGGUUCAUGCCCUUGAUAAAGCUGAUGCUUCUAUUCUUGCCUGUCUUAGAUCCCAAGAUGACACAGAACUGAAAAAAACUGAGCCAGAAAAGAGACCAAAGAAAGUCUCACAGAUCCGAAUCAGGAAAACUGUUCCUAAGCCGGACCCUAACCUUACUCCAAUGGGACUACCCAAACCAAAAAGGCUUAAGAAGAAAGACUUCAGUUUAGAAGAAAUUUAUACAAACAAGAACUAUAAGUCCCCUCCUCCAUCCAGGAGCUUGGAAACAAUCUUUGAAGAGCCCAAGGAGAGAAAUGGACACUUGAUCUCUGUCAGCCAGCAGAAGAGAAAGCGGAUUCUGGAGUUUCAGGACUUUACUCUUCCCCGGAAAAGGAAGACACGAGGCAAAAUCAAAGCAGUGGGUAGUUUCACCCGAGCAAAAAAAGCUGCACUGCAGAGUGUGGAAUUAGAUACUCUUUUGAGUCAGAAGCUAAUGGACCUUGAAGCCUUUUUUGCAAAGGAGGCUGAGCAGGAGCAGGCCUCUAGCAUCUGAGGGAGCCGUUUAGCUGAAAAUGGUCCAAUCAGCUCCUUCGGUAUUUUAUUCCUGUUGGGAGAAAUCUACUGACUUCUUCAUACAUUACUCUACCAGUCUGUCCUAACAUCCAGUCAUAAGUUUUUGGCUGUGGCCCUCUUUAAGGUGCUAUUUUUUGUUGGUGGUGGUUUUUUUUAAUGCUGUUGGAGGGAUUAUUUAGGUUCCUGUUUGAGUGUGACACAGCCACAUACAAUGUACCAUUCUUUCCCCAGCCUCUGGAAAUUACUGCUAAUGUUUAAUUAUGUUUAAACAUCUUUUUGGGGUAGAGUAGGAGUGUAAAGGAGGAAGUAGUGCACCUUCAGUGAUGCUAGAACUCUGUACUCCAGAUUGUUUGCACAUUUGAGUCUGCUGUUGUUACUGUAGUGGCUGUUUUGAAUAACCUGACAGAAGAGAUAUGGUGUUUGAUAAAGAUGAACUCUAGCAAACACAUUCUUGAUACACCACUAACUUUUUAAUAAUUAAAAGUAGCUAUCUAGGUUUACUUUCAAUUGUUUCUUCCUUCUGUUAACUUAGAAGGUUCCCUCUGAGUUUCUGUGCCCUUCCUGGCUUUGGGCAGCAGAAGCCCUACAUUAACUAGACAUUAAAUAACUUGCACUUUGUAUAUGUUUCUUUAUUUGCUGCAUGAGGACACCUUUUAACAUGAUUGAGCUCAAAAAAAGGUAAUAUUUUAAGAAAAAGUUAUGCUCAGUACUAAUUUUUCCCAAAUAAUAGUUUUUACCUACUUGUCUGAUGCCAACCUCUUCUCCAGAGGAGAAGCCCAGGAGGAUUUUAAGCUGCAGGAUAUGCAGGUAGAGGUCUUUGUUUAAUUGAGCUGAGCUGUUGCAUGCAGGAAACACCAGCAAAAUCUUAAGACUCAUUUUUAAGUUAUUUGAAUUCCAUUAAAAAUAUCAACUUGAUUUUAACACCGACAAAAAUACCCUUAAGAUGGAAAAAAAUUAUUUUCUUACCAUUUUAGAUUUAAAAUUCAUGUAGCUUAGAAUCAAAUACACUCUGUACAGCACUGUUGUACAUAAUAGCUAGUGUUGUACAAAAAGCCUCAUAGCAUGUGGAAUUAUCUUUUUUUUCAUUAUGUAAUGUAAUUAUCUGAUGCAGCACUGGGCAAUUUCUUAGCUAUACCUUUUGAGGGAAGAGAGCUCCCUUUUGGGUUGUUAAAUUUACUUGAAGCAUAAUUAAAAAUGAAUGCUAGCUGCAGUUCAGGUAAUUUCUGUCCUUUAGUGCCUAUAGAAGUUAUUCAGGCAAAGCUGUCAUUGCUGGGAUGCUCAAAUUUAAUUAGUCUGUUAUUUCUUUCACUUGUCACUUGAAACUUGCACUUUCUUACCUACCCAUAUAAUAGAAUUUCUAUUUACCUUCAAAAUGAGCAAAUAUCUAGUGGGUGGGUAUUUUUAAUAAACUUCCAAUAAAUGCAGGACUGAAAAUACCUUCAUUAUUUUCUGUUGCUCUGCCACUUCUGUUACUGACCAAACAGAAAACUAAAAAUAACAAGCAAUCUAUUGAAUUCCAGAGCUUUGAAAGUAGAGGAAUGGGAGAGGAUUAUUACAUACACUGUGUGUGCCUGAAUCUUGAAAGAAAUGUAAUCUGGGCUUGUUUUGCUCCCAGUUUAUGUGCCGGGAUUCCUAGAAGUUUACAUUCCUGUUUUGGAGGCUAGUUAUCUUUAAUCAGGAAGACUGAAGAAAAGGGAGGAGUGCACACUUAAAAUAGUCGUGUUUGGGUUUUGACAGUAAAAUAACAAGGCAGACAAACUUUGAACAUACUGACAUAAUAUUUCAGCAGCAAGGUCUGGUUAACCUAUUUGAGCUGCUAUAGAACAUUUUAAUUGAUACUCUUUAUUUUUAUAAAAAGAAAUCCCUAAAAAGCAAAGGUUGUCUGCCUUUUAAAAAAUGAUUGAAACUUUCCCUAUACUGGUUUAUUAGCCCAAUUAUUGACUGGUUGGAAGCUGUAGCAAAAGUGAGAUAUAUAUAUAUUUUUAUGGUUUUAUGCUAUAGAAUGGGAUUGUUACACAGCAUUGAUUCACCUUCUAUUAACACAGGAGGCUUCUAGUGCUGUGACACAAUUGAGCUGUAACCUUACAGGGGCUUUUAAGGAAACAAGGGUAUGGGUGGGAAGGGAUGAAACUGGAGUCCAGGCAACAAUGUGCUUUGAAACAUGGAAUGUGUUGGGUUUUCCUUUAGGUUGUGGGGUUCUUUUGGGUUUGGGUGGGUGGGUUUUUUUUUUUGUCUGCUUCCCUGCUCUGUCUUGUUUCCGAUUGCUUUGAAAUAACAUUUCUUAGCUUUCUUUUUAACAGCUACAGCAGAGAGAGCAGAGCAAAGAAAACACCCAAUUCUCUCUUGUUUACAAUUAAUUGGAGGAGUUAAAAAAUUAUGUUGCAGUUGCCUAGCUUGUCCCAGACCUUAGUUUGGGGAAACACAAAUAUACAGCGUUAUUCUGUUUUGGGUUAGUAUUUGUAAUGAUGAUAGAGACAUAAGCUCAUUGAGACAAAGCAUCACUUCCCCUGCUUCAGCAUAUAGAUGUCUGUCACGCUUGUGCAAUUUUGCUUUUUUCCUUUCCCACCUCUGUUCCUGUUUACAGCACUUGUGGAACAGCCUUGUUCCUUGUGGCUACUGCUCGUACACUGGGAGUGAUGACUGUGCAAAAGUAUUGCCAUUCUGAGCUGCUUCUAUCUCAGAUACUUGAAAUAAGAAAGUAUAGAGGAUAGAUCUUUGGGGAUCUUGCAUACAUCCCCAGCUGAAGGAUAUGUACAGUUGCCUUUUCAUAAAGUGAGCCCACUCCAGUGAGGGUUUUUGAAGUCAUUGAAUAUACUGCUCACAGAAAUAUGACUAGAGCAGCUUGAGAAGAGUUGCAAAGCUUUUGUCAUGUACUGUCUCUUAGAAAUAAAUUUUGCAGAGCCAGGCAGCGCUUUGCUAAAUUUGUUGAUUAUGGGAGGCAGGAAGAUCACUUCCAAAAACAAUUUUUUUUUUUCAUCAUGCUACAACUGGAGCAGCUAAGGUUACUUAGUGUAUGUUACAGCAUUUGCCUGGCUGGUCUUGUGGCUGCAUACAUUUGAGUUUUGAUGCUUGCUGGGUAUGACUUUCUGCAGGCAGUUCUCAUUUAAUGUAUUUAAUUUGUGGUGGGCCUUCAGUAUGUUGUUCCAGGUGCUCUUCUAGAAUAUGGAUGGUAACUGUGGAUUAAAAGUCUAUAUGAUGCUAUCAAGCUAACAAAUAGCUCAAUGAGAAUUUGUAUGCUUGUGCCAUUAGCCUCCAUCAUGCUUUUGGCAUUUUGUUUCUAUUCAAUAUUGUGUGAAUCUAAAAUUUUACUGUUUCUUUUGUGUGUGUUUUUAAUUUAUGGAAAUAAACUUUUCUGAGAACCUUUCA
Messenger RNA from Falco peregrinus (peregrine falcon), 10528 nucleotides. It is a transcript of the gene PRR14L, whose product is annotated as proline rich 14 like. Lineage: Eukaryota; Metazoa; Chordata; Aves; Falconiformes; Falconidae. The record is from RefSeq and is a predicted model, not a curated record. The transcript has 9 exons. The coding region runs from base 105 to 7142 and encodes 2345 amino acids.